Molecule: messenger RNA, 6613 nt
Organism: Salvelinus fontinalis (brook trout)
Lineage: Eukaryota; Metazoa; Chordata; Actinopteri; Salmoniformes; Salmonidae
Product: interferon alpha/beta receptor 1a-like
Exons: 7
Coding region: 151-1347 (398 amino acids)
Molecular function (GO): protein binding
Source: RefSeq, a predicted model, not a curated record
GCAUAAUAUCCUGCUGCUAGAAGAACGGUAAUGUAGACCCUAGGCAGCAAUCACAACAACUGGCUGCAGCAACUGGUGAAAUUAACGAUUUGUGAAGGCAGCUUGAGCAAACAUACGGUUGGAUUCCUUGAUAAAUAAUAAUUACUCAUCAUGAACGUGGGCUUUGCUCUCGUUCUCAUCUGGUCUCUCACAAUAACCAAUGUGCUUGCAGAGCUGCCUGUACCUCAGAACCUGACUCUGCUCACCCUGAACACAGAGUACCUACUAACAUGGGACUGGGACCGGGACCAGACGACCACAGGCAACACUGUUACCUUCACUGCAGAGUACAUGGGGAAGUACAAGAUGCAGAGGAAGAAGAAGAACUGGAGCCGUGUGUGUGAGAGGACCAUACAUACCCACUGUAACUUCACAGGCUCUGAUCUGCACUACCUGGGCAUGUAUGUGCUCAGGGUCCGAGCCAGUGCAGACGAACUGAACUCAGACUGGGUCCUUAAAGACUUCUGCCCCGAUAAAGACGCUGCUUUGGGCCCACCGUCCAGGGUGGAGCUGGCUCCUGUGGGGAACCUGCUGGACGUGACCAUCUCUGACCCCCUGACCAGCACCCAGGGCUCCAUGAAGGAACACGUCCUCUCCCUGUACUACCACAUCCUGUACUGGAGCCUGUCCGAUGACCCUCGGGGUCUGAAGCCUAAUGUGGUGAACUCUAUCAACAACCUGGUGACGCUGCCAGAGCUGGAGGCCUGGACGUGGUACUGUGUCAUGGUUCAGUCUCGCUACGACUACUACAACAAGACAAGUGGCUACACAGCACCCCAGUGCAUGCAGACAGAAGGUGACACCCAGUGGUGGCAGAUCGUCCUGUACUUCCUGGUCUCCCUGGUAGUAUGUUUCCUGCUGGUGCUGCUGCCCUACACCUUCUUUAGGUUCUACAAAUACACCUUCUACCCCACCAUCCAGCUGCCUGCAUACAUCCAGGAGUACCUCUGUGACUCCUCCCUCGGCUCUGAAAUGCCCAUUCUCCUCACUCCUGAGUCGGAGCUGUGCUGUGAUAAUCUGAGCGUGUACGCCGAGGUGGUGCUGCUGGAGAUCCACAUCCCUCCCUUCACAGCUCCCCCCUCAGGGCUGCAGCAUGACAGCAGCAGGCAUAGCCGCCAUGGCAGUGAAGGCAGCGGGGACUCUGGGGUCUACUCCACAGAGGGAGGCUCCGGCCAGCAGGGUUCUAGUGGUGGGGGUGAGCCAAUCAGGAGAGACAAGGAAGUGGAGAAGGUCAAGCUGGAGGAGAUGGGGGAAGAGCCUGGAGACGAAGGAGUUCCGGAUGAGGGAGUUGUGGAUGUGUGCGUCUGAGGAGAGAUGGAGAGAGCGAGAGGAGAGCUGGGUGGAAAGACCGUAGGUGAUGGUUGAAGAAUUGUAGUAGGGAAAGGAGGAGGGUCAUACAGAAUGUUCUCCGAAGUCUGUCUUUCUACCCCUCAAAGGACACUUUGAAGUUGAUGACAUCUCGCAGAUUAAAAGACACAUCUCAAAAGUAAGGGUGUAACGGUAAACGUAUUCAUACCAACUUGUUCGGUAUGGGGGACCUCUGUUCAGUCCGCACUGUGAACCCAGAUUAAAACAUAAACAAUUUUACUGUACCAGUCAAACGUUUGGCCACAUACUCAUUCCAGGGUUUUUCUUUAUUUUUACUAUUUUCUAAAUUGUAGAAUAAUACUGAAGACAUCCAAACUAUGAAAUAACAUACAUGGGAUCAUUAGUAUCCGAAAAUGUGUUAAACAAAUCAAAGUAUAUAUUUUAGAUUCUUCAAAGUAGCCACUCUUUGCCUUGAUGACAGCUUUGCACACUCUUGGCAUCCCUCUCAACCAGAUUCAUGAGAGUCACCUGGAAUGCAUUUCAAUUAACAGGUGUGCCUUGUUAAUUUGUGGAAUUCCUUUCCUUCUUAUUGUGUUUGAGCCAAUCAGUUGUGUUGUGACAAGGUAGGGGUGGUAUACAGAAGAUAGCCCUAUUUGGUAAAAGACCAAGUCCAUAUUAUGGCAAGAACAGCUCAAAUAAGCGAAGACAAACGACAGUCCAUUACUUUAAAACAUGAAGAUCAGUCAAUCCGGAAAAUGUCAAGAACUUUGAAAGUUUCUUCAAGUGCAGUCGCAAAAAGAAUCAAGCACUAUGAUGAAACCGGCUCUCAUGAGGACCGCCACAGGAAAGGAAGACCCAGAGUUACCUCUGCUGCAGAGGAUAAGUUCAUUAGAGUUAGCAGCCUCAGAAAUUUGUGCCCAAAUAAAUGCUUUAGAGUUCAAGUAAGACACAUCUCAACAUCAACUGUUCAGAGGAGACUGCGCGAAUCAGGCCUUCAUGGUUGAAUUGCUGCAAAGAAACCAUUACUAAAGGACACCACUAAUAAUAAGAGACUUGCUUGCGCCAAGAAACACGAGCAUUGGACAUUAGACCGGUGGAAAUCUGUCCUUUGGUCUGAUGAGUCCAAAUUUGAAGUUUUUGGUUCCAAACGAUGUGUCUUUGAGACAGAGAGUAGGUGAAUGGAUGAUCGCAUGUGUAGUUCCCACCGUAAAGCAUGGAGGAGGAUGUGUGAUGGUGUGGGGGUGCUUUGCUGGUGACACUGUCAGUGAUAUAUUUAGAAUUCAAGGCAAACUUUUCCAGCAUGGCUACCACAGCAUUCUGCAGUGAUACACCAUCCCAUCGGUUUGCACUUAGUGGGACUAUCAUUCAUUUUCAACAUGACAAUGACCCAAAACACACCUCCAGGCUGUGUAAGGGCUAUUUGACCAAGAAGGAGAGUGAUUGAGUGUUGUAUCAGAUGACUUGGCCUCCACAGUCACCCGACCUCAAACCAAUUGAGAUGGUUUGAGAUUAGUUGGACCGCAGAGUGAAGGAAAAGCAGCCAAAAAGUGCUCAGCAUAUGUGGGAACUCCUUCAAGACUGUUUGAAAAGCAUUUCUCAUUAAGGUUGGUUGAGAAUGCCAAGAAUAGGCAAAGGGUGGCUACUUAGAAGAAUAUAAAAUAUUUUGAUUUAACACUUGUUUGGUUACAACUUGAUUCCAUCUGUUAUUUCAUAUUGUUUAUUCUACAAUGUAAAAAUAGCUAAAAAUCAAGAAACCCUGGAAUGAGAAGGUGUGUCCAAACUUUUGACUGGUACUGUACAUGGAUAUCUCACUAGGCCUAUAGGCUACAUCUACGCUGCAUUGUAUGCCUUUUGGGUAAAUCUGAGCAACAAAAAAAACAUUUCAGGCUAUCCCGUUAAAACAACUAGAGACUACAGAAUGUGCAUGUUGUAAUUACAAUUUGAAUCUUAAUUGACGUAUUUCUAACUGUCCUUUUUGUGAGGCGCAGCCAGGAAGUAGUUCUGUCCAAUGGCGUGUGGUGGGGUCGAUAAACCAGGAGGAUUCUCCAUCACCAGUUUGGGAACAUUUUGGCUUCCCAGUAAGAUUAUUGCGGGGAUGGACACUGAGUAUGUUGCCAGUGCUGAAAGAGAAUAGCCUAUGCAGCUGCCAACACCUCAAACAUGUUGACACAGUUACGCCAACAUCCCCCAGUAUUCCUACCACCAGAACAAGACGGCAACGCAAACAAACAACGCAACUUCGUCUCCCCGCUGCAUUCAAGCAGCUCUUCGCAACUGAUUCUGACCGGGCCAAAAUAAAUAAAUGACAAGAGCGAUAGGUAUGUUUAUUGCCAUGGAAACGCGCCCAUUGUCGGUGGUUGAGAAGAAUAAGGCAUUUCAGCACUUCUUGAAAGUGCUCGAGCCACGUUACGAACUUCACCCACUCGCACCCAUUUCAGCAGAUGGGUAGUACCCACUCCAUAUAAGCAAGCUGAAACAGAAGUUGUCAAUAAAUAGGCCAAUGCACCCUGUGUUGUGCUUACUACAGAUGGAUGGACGGACCUCCCAGGGCUACGGAGAGCCUCUUAAGUGACAGCCCUUCACAUUACCCUCAACUGGGAAAUGAAAAGUACCGCGCUACAGACACGCCCCCUUUAUGAGAGUCACACAAGUGCACAUAUUUUUCUCUUUGUAAGAAAACCUUAUAGCAUAGGCUUAUACAAUGUCUGAGCCAUGUUUACAUGUUGAUUUCACACGCAUAUUGCACUUUAUUUUAGUGUUGUUGAGUAAUCAUGUGUUCUCAUUUAAGAAAAUGCAAAGUGUGGGUAUUCCUGAUACCCACACUUUGUAUUUUAUUAAAAAAACAAAAAUUAACUACAGUAACUGUUGACAUUUUCCAGCUGUACCAAAUCCGAACCGUAGCGUGACCCCAAAACCGGGUUCUGUGAACCGUUACACCCCUACUCAAGGUACCAUCCAAAGCCACCUUGUGACAGGAUGGCAUGUUAUUAAUGUGAUUCCUGUUUGUCUUUGUUCUACCUGUUCACCGCGACAGUUGUGAAUUUGUGCCUGGGUUGUUCUGGGAAUCCCAUGUUGCUCGAUGUUUAAGGGCAUAGAAACAAUAUUACAGGUGGGAGAGGAAGGAGCAUCUAUCAGAUUAAGAAUAUCAACAAGACCCUAGCCCACCUUUCUUUUCUAUGGCCAUGCUGGAAGAGUGUAGUGGCAUGGUGUCGUGAGAUGGGCGUGCUCCAAACUACAUGUCAGAGAGUGCUGGUCACAGCCAAUGGCAUGCCUUCUUUUUCCAGCAAAUUCUGUGACCGUUGGUCCAUUGGCAUAUAUGAAGACUGACUGCUGCUGUUGCAGGAUGUUGUGUGUUCCCCUAUACUGUAACUAAAGCGGUAAUCCCCAUUAAAAAUAAAUGAAGGAAUUCAUGGGGAAACAGGGUAGCUUGUCAGUUUAAACUUGAAUAUUUUCAAUCACAAGUAUGGUGCAGAUAAUCAAGCUCAAGUUUGUCCAGUCAAGACAUUUUCAAAACAAAGCCCAUCGUGCAUGUUGGUUUUUAUGUAAAUGUUAAAUGCAUUAGUUUGUCCUUUUUUAUGAUUCUUAUAGAAUCUGAAAUCAAGAAUAGUGUCAUGUUUUCUCUCUCAGACCUUCUCAUUAUUUGACUUCCUCUUUGUCAUGAAAGGUGCUUUGCGCCAACUGUUGCUGGUUGGACCCCUGAGUCUUAAAGAAGAACUGAAUCUCCUUGUGUGUGUGAUUUAUUUUAAGGUCUAUGUUUAUUGAUGCAUUUGUUCGCUGAGGUGAAAACUCCCCUGUCGAACAAAUACCUCCUAGAGGUUUUUCAUUAUAAAUACAACAACAUUUUGUCAAAGUUAAACAAGUGGAAAUGAUCAGCAUCACUUAAGUUGAUAAAAGUGACAUAAAAUAUAUCCAACAAAUAACCAUAAUGUAUAUCAGCUAAAGCCUCAACCGAAGCCAAUACAAAUGUGAAUUUCCUAUGCUUUAUUAUAACCAGCUACAAACAGCUCUUUGUAUUACAUGCCUGUACAGUUGAAGUCAGAAGUUUAUGUACACCUUAGCCAAGUACAUUUAAACUCAAUUGAGAUGUAAAAACUAUGGCCAUGCUGUCAAUGAAGCAUGCCAAUGUUGAAUGUUUUAUGAUUUUAAGCUUGGAAAAGACAUCCUUAAUCCCAGACUUGGGACCACACAGCCACUCCACUGAGUAGCAGGCUAGUGAUUGCUUUGCAAUGCUUGCAGUUAGGAUUUGCCAGUAGAUUGUUGACUUGAUUCAUAAUGAUGACUGCUAGCUAAGAUUUUGAAAGUAUGAUGUUGACAUGAUCCGUUCAAUCAAAGCUACUUUAGAUAAAAUUACGUCAGAUCACAUAUCUGUGGCCAAUGACCUCGAGCCUUCUUGGAUGGGCACUUCUAAUGUAACUCUAUGGCAGCACCCAAGGGGCUUGAAUUUUAGAGCUUUAACCUACCCUGACUACACAUUUAUUUUGCGUUGCAAAAUAAAUGUAGAAAUCUAUGUCAUUCAAUUAUUGCACCCACACUGCUCGUGCGUGUCAACGAGCGUCUGCGUUGCCAAGGGCUAAAGUAGAAGUCCUUUCUAUUUCUUUUUUUUAUUUUACCCCUUUUUUCUGCCCAAUUUCGUGAUAUCCAAUUGGUAGUUAGUCUUGUCUCAUCGCUGCAACUCCCGUACGGACUCAGGAGAGGCGAAGGUCGAGAGCCAUGCAUUCUCCUGGAAGGAGGAGAGAUGACUAGAAAUGAUUCGGUUGACUGUUAUGUGUGGAUUAAUUGUUGGCGUAGAGGACCUUGUGCAUUUCGGGUAAAAUAACAACUCAAUGUUUAUAUCCCAGGACAAAUUAGCUAGUAACAGCAAGCUAGCUAAAUAGGACAAAUUAGCAAGCAAGUGCAAGCUAACUAGCUAAAUUGCCAUACAUGUUUAAUGCUUUUCGACCUGUCCCCAAAUUAAUGUCAUUGGUUCAGAGUUUGUUUUGAUAUUUUAACCUGUGUGUCGUGAUCGCGUUUGGUGUAGUGUUAUAAUGCAUUUCAUGUAUUGUUUAGUUUUGUAGUGCCUUCGCUGGCAUGCAUCUAAACUAACAUCUUUGCCUCACCAAGAUUGACAUGCUAAAAUCGCCACUGAAAGUAGUCCUGGUGAAUAGUGUGCACAAAACAAUGGUUGUCUUCAUUUAUAUCUUUGGUCAUGCUGUACAAUACUGAACAUGCUGUAUUAUUGCAUCCAAAUUGAGUUUCAUUCAUAUUAAAUGAUUUAACUCUCACCUCA